GCUUGGAGGGAAGGAAAUGAAGGGUUAGCGGCCUUUAUGGCUGACAAAAUCACAGGUUUCCUAUUCGGUCAACAUCAUGAUACUUCUCAUAGUAAACAUUUUCAGCGAGAGACGCUGGCGGCUAAGCUUCUUGAAAUUGGCAAAUCACUUUUGAGAAGUUGCUAUCAGGAUAGCAAAUUGGUGCCAGAAGAGAAUAAGGCUAAUGAGGCUAUUCGAUGGAUGCAAAAGGCGUUUUCCGUCAUCGAGCAUCUUGAUUGCGCGAGCAAUGCUGAGCUCGCUGAGCUUAAAAUCGGCCCCCUAUUAGCCCGUGGUUACUUCUUGUCAUCAUCCCAGGAUCCAGAGAAUUUGAUCAGAGCGGAAACCGCGCUAGAAGAAGUUAUUGCAACUAUCAGUCCUUCUGUAGACAACGUAAGCUCCGAAUACCAGCAACUCCGAUGGAUGAAGUUGGCUGUCAUGAAGCGGCGAAAAGCUGGAGAUACUGUUCUUCUUCAAGCCCUACAAGCUAUCAUUGACAACCUGACAUAUUCAGAAAGCAAUCUUACCGAAUCCGUUUCAAAAGUGUCCUACAGGAACUUCGGACGCUUUCUCAGUAUCAGUACUCAAUUAGUCACGAGUGCAACUCAGUACUGCCUUCAUCGGGCCUUGCACUGCUCUUGGAGCACAGAUGCCGUGGAAAGGCUUCUCAUAUCUCUCAUAUUCCAUUGUUCCAAAGAUGACAAACACGACAGAGCCAUACAAGAUCUACAUGGAUCUUUCAAAGGUACGUCUCAUUUCAACCUUGCUCUUUUGUGGCAAUACGGUGAUCGCCAUUACCAUGCAGGGCGAUGGAAAGAAGCUGCGGAUUGGUUCAGUUGCGGCACACAUUCUAUAUUUACCAGUUUGGGUCCUGUCAGCAGCUCGAAGUGUUUCCGGAAGGCUGCCCUAGCGCAUCUUAAGCGAAAGGACUACGCUCAUGCGGGCUCGAUUAUCCGCCGAUGUCCUGACACAGAAGCUACGACGCAAUAUGUAACCUUCCUUAUUGCGGUUUAUCAAGCGAUAAAAUCAAUUCGCAAUAUGGUGCACGCCGCGAAUUUCGAUCGCAAAAUGAUUUUAUUGGCCUGCCGGUUGGCACACGACUUGGAUAUGAAAAAUCUUCUUCUGAACGUGCUCAAGGCUCUUCUUGAAACGCUAAAUUUGCGAGAGAACGUGGGGAACGUCACUGAAGCUAUGACGCUGGUAAGAUGUAUAAUCAGGCUUAUCGUUAAGCUCCUUGGAGAACCUGCUGCCGAUUUGGACCGCUUAAUUGCAGCAUUACUCCACCACCUGAAGAUUGCGGUGACUGUUGCGGAAUCUUGUGAACAGCCUGCCAUACUUGCCAGAGAUGUAUCCUGGCUCUGGAGGACUGCAUACAACUGUGCUAUCCAAGCUUGCUCGGAUUGGGAGGACAGAGAGGAUCAAAUAUCUGACAUCUUCGACGCAGCGAGACGACUUCUCGAACUCUACACCUUACACGCAACCGUAGAUGUGGACCAGGCUGUCUACGUUUACUUAGUGAAUGCCUCGUUUGCAUCCGCCUCGGGCCGUGUUAUGUCUUUCAGACGUUUGCGGUCGCAAACAGAAUCGAUUGAACCUGAGAAAUACCGCAAUCUGUUCAACGAGAUCAAUCAAUCAUCACAGCGCAUUAGCAAGGUUUUACGAGAGGAGAAGGUAUCGCAGGAGGACCUUCCUCGACUUGAGUCAUCCUUGCAGAUUUUACGAGUUUUCAUCGUCGAAGCGGCAUGUCACCUGUCAGAUUGGCCCACGGUCCUGGCUACAAUUGAGGAACGGAACUUAUUUUGCACGCAGGAAGCAUCUCGCUCCGAUCGAGAUUCGUUAGAGACGUACGAGGCAUUUGCUGACGCUCUAUGGGAGGACAAAAACUGCCCCAUACACGUCCUUUUCACAGCGCUAGAAGCUACACUUCACGCAUGUUUGGCCCGCGGGCACUUUUCUCUGGAGAAAUUUGCUCGGUGGCUUCGAGCUAUAUGCAUUAUAUUACUGACGAGAGCAACAGGAGCCGAUCGAUCCAAGGCAAUUGGUUACGUGGAUCAAGCCAUCGCUGUCCUGGAGGAGCAUGGCGACGCUAGGGACGGUGGUGACCUGCUCUAUCCUCUGGACGAGCGUCAAUGGCUUCUGAGCACAGCGUACAACACUGGCCUCGAGUGUCUUCAGUCAGUGGAUAUCUCAUGGGACGUAUGCUGA
Messenger RNA from Suillus subalutaceus, 2220 nucleotides. RefSeq lists its product as uncharacterized. The record is from RefSeq and is a predicted model, not a curated record. The annotation marks the transcript as partial. The transcript is spliced from 19 exons. NCBI's taxonomy places the organism in Eukaryota, Fungi, Basidiomycota, Agaricomycetes, Boletales, Suillaceae. Gene Ontology annotation, biological process: regulation of synaptonemal complex assembly; meiotic cell cycle.